Messenger RNA from Acaulospora morrowiae, 2058 nucleotides. NCBI's taxonomy places the organism in Eukaryota, Fungi, Glomeromycota, Glomeromycetes, Diversisporales, Acaulosporaceae. The record is from the annotation of a GenBank genome assembly.
AUGACCGCACCUCCAGCUAAAUAUUCGGUAGAAUUACCUAACUCAAGAAAGCCAGGGCAAACUGGAAUUUAUCGCAACGCACUUCGACCAGAUUCCCUGAUUGUUACUUAUAGGCCUGAUGUCAAGACCCUGUACGAAAACUUUCAAUACGCAUUAAAGAUCUCGGGAGACAGACCACUUCUUGGUCACAAACCCUUUAAUAAAGCGACUCGUAAAUUUGAACCAUAUUCAUGGCAAACUUACAAGCAAGUAGCCGAACGUGUGACCAAUUUUGGGUCUGGUCUAAUGCACUUAAACGACAAUGUUAUCAAGAAUCCAAAUUCAAAACAAUGGGCUGUUGGAAUUUACUCAAACAAUAGACCUGAAUGGUUUAUUACUGAUGGGGCUAAUCAAUCAUACAAUUUGAUCACCGUCGCACUCUACGAUACCUUGGGCGCGGAAUCCAUCGAAUACGUGGCAAAUCAUGCGGAAAUUAAAAUUAUCGUUGUCGGUGCUAAUCACAUACCCAACUUGAUUCAAAUUGCCCACAAAAUCCCUGGGGUAAAAGUUUGUGUGUCAAUGGACAGGUUGGAUGAUGAGGAGGAAUACACUUCCCUUGGAUUAAACAUGACCGGGAAAAUCUUAAGAUCGUGGGCACAGGAAAAGGGUAUUCUGCUCUUGGACUUCAACGAAGUUGAGAGGAUAGGUCAGCAACAUCCUCGUAAGCACAAUCCACCGUCACCAAAUGAUAUCGCUUCCAUAUGCUAUACGUCUGGUACGACGGGCACGCCUAAAGGUGCUUUGCUUUCGCAUGCGAGCUUCAUUGGAUCCUUGUCAGCUGUCUAUCAUACUUCAAGUUUAAGACAAGAUGAUAUCUUCAUAUCAUAUUUACCGCUCGCUCAUGUCUUUGGACGUAUUGGAGAACUUUCAGUAAUCAGCUACGGUGCCAGCAUUGGAUAUUAUAGUGGGGAUAUUCUUAAUCUUAUUGAUGACAUGGCAGAACUGAAGCCGACACUUUUCGCAACAGUUCCGAGGUUGCUCACGCGUGUUUAUGCCAAAAUUCAACAAUCCACUGUUAAUGCUCCUGGUGUCAAAGGAGCGUUAUCAAGAAGAGCUUUUGCUGCUAAGCUUGAACGAUUAGAUAAAGGACUCGGUAACACGCAUCCCUUUUGGGAUCGAAUUUUAUUUAACAAGAUUAAACAGGUACUGGGCGGUCGUGUGCGAAGAAUGGUCACUGGAUCAGCGCCCAUAGCUUCGGAGAUAUUACAAUUUUUGAGGGUCGCCUUUUCCUGUGACAUAUCUGAAGGCUAUGGUCAAACGGAAGGCAUUGCUUCGGCAACAAUAUCUCUCGAAGGUGAAAAUAGGGCGGGUCACGUAGGUGGUCCAGUGAUAUGCUGUGAAGUAAAGUUGGUGGAUGUUCCAGAGAUGCGUUAUUUUUCAACUGAUAAACCAUUCCCCCGCGGAGAAUUAUGCAUUCGUGGUACAAACGUAUUCUCUGGUUAUUACAAAAAUGAAGCAAAAACAAAAGAAACUAUUGACGAUGAAGGAUGGUUGCACACCGGUGACGUGGCCUACAUUGAUGAAAGAGGUGCUGUAACCAUAAUUGAUCGUAAAAAGAAUAUAUUCAAGUUGUCCCAAGGAGAAUAUAUCGCUCCAGAAAAGAUCGAAAAUGUGUAUGCCUCUUCCGGUUUAAUACUACAAAUAUUUGUGCACGGCGAUUCUAUUCGUGAUCACCUUGUCGCCAUUGCGAUUCCAAACCCAGAAGUCUUUGUUCCGUGGGCUAAUACAUUAACUGGGCAAAACGUUUCGUUAAGUGACGAGAAAGGAUUAGAAUCUCUUGUUAAGAAUGACCUCGUAAGAAAUGCUUUCUUGGAAGAGAUAAACAAAAUUGGUAAAGAAGCUAAACUCAAAAGUUUUGAGUUGGUCAAGUCCAUCCAUCUUACGCAUGUUCCACUUACCGUCGAAGAUGGUUUAUUGACGCCGACCUUAAAAAUUAAGCGUAAUGAGGCUCAAAAUUACUUCCGUGAUGUGAUUGAUAAGUUAUAUGGAGGGAGGGAUAAUGUGAAAGCCAAAUUGUGA